AUGGAGCGUGAAAGAUUGGACAGCGGAUCGUCGCGUAGAAGCCGAUCCUCGAACGGGGAGCGGGAUUACCACCAUGCGGACGGUGCCAAGCGACUGCGCCUUGACGCCCCCAGCGAGACCGAUAACAGGGAUCGGCGCUACGCUGCCGAAGUAGAGCAGCAGUGGCCCAGCCACAAAAUUGUGAAAUUGAAUGUGGGGGGCCAGAAGUACACGACCACCGUUGCCACCCUCCGCCGCGCCAGGGGUUCUCUCUUGGAGGCGAUGUUCUCCAACACCAGCAUCCCAGCCCAAGAUGAGGAGGGAGCCUACUUCAUUGAUAGAGACGGUACCUUCUUUUCUCUCAUUCUCAACUUCUUGCGAGACGGUAGCGUUGAGUUGCCUACGGAUGGGACGGUGUUGCGUGCGGUGCUGAGGGAGGCUCAGUUCUAUCAGCUCACCGGCCUGGUCAACCAGAUACAGCUCGCGCUCGGGCUGCCCCUCUCUUCUGCUCCCCUGGCCCCCCGCUCUCCCAUGCCCACUAGUCCGAGGCACGGAGGCUCGACUCCGCGUGAGCGUGAUCGUGAGCGUGAGCGUUCCGUUUCCGUGAAGUCUGAACCCAGGGAGGAGCCCGUGCGAGAACACACGAGGGAGUCUGUGAGGGAGCCCAUGCGGGAACAUACGAGGGAUUCCGUGCGAGAGCCCGUGAGGGAGUCCUUGAGGGAGCUUGCGCGAGAGCCUGCGAGGGAGCCCGUAAGAGAAGAUGCCCAAAAGAUCAAAGGCACCAGUCGUUUGGCCUCUCACACCAUCGUCGAUGAAGGCAAGGUAACGAGAGUCAUCACGUGUAUCGACUUCGACCCCACCGGCGACUACUUUGCCGCGUCUCAGCUCUCCGAGCGUAUCUCUAUCUACUCCUACACUUCGUUUGUGAACGCUCGGGAAAGCGUACCCCUCGCCGCCCAAACGCUGCCUAUAAAGUCCAACAUGAGGUGGGUCGUUAUGCCCGACAAUUCAAACCUCGAUCACACUUGGCUCGUCGCCGACUGCCUGCUGACUACGCUCAGCUGGAACAAGAGCGUGAGACACCUCCUGGCACACGGCGACCACGACGGUAAUAUUUGCCUGUGGAAUACCGAGAUCGCCCAGUUCGCGUCGGCCUCCGAUGAUAGGACUGUGCGGCUCUGGACAAUUGAUGACAAGACGUCUACCGCCAGCAUCGCUUCUAAGGCCACAGUCUGCUGUGUUCGCUAUUCGCCAAACGACUCCAUGCUGGCAUUCAGCUCCGCCGGUUUCGACAACGCAGACCACCACGUGCACUGUUACGAUCUGAGGAACCUCAAGAUUCCGUUCGCCAUCCUGCGUGAUCACCGCAAGGCCGUAUGGGCGCUCAGCUUCCUCAACCAGGAACAGCUCGUUUCUGCAUCGGUCGACGGCACCAUCAAAAGGUGGCACAUGCACAAGGGGACACCGCUCAUGUCCUACUCAGGGCACGCCAACGCCAAGAAUUUCACCGGCUUGACCGUCGAUAGGACCGGCGAACACAUCAUCUGUGGCAGCGAAGACAACCAGGUUUACCUGUGGAACGUUGACACUCCGACUCCUCUCACGACCUACUCGUGCGGCGAGGUUGGUUCCUCGCCGAAGUGGGUGAGCACAGUGGCGACAAGGCCGGGCUCCAACGUCAUCGUGGGCGGCAACAGCGCAGGCGACGUCCACGUCUUCAGGCCCACCUACUAA
This is a messenger RNA of Acanthamoeba castellanii str. Neff, 1713 nucleotides long. Its product is annotated as K+ channel tetramerization subfamily protein. The transcript is spliced from 15 exons. Gene Ontology annotation, molecular function: protein binding; ubiquitin protein ligase activity. Gene Ontology annotation, biological process: protein homooligomerization. The record is from RefSeq and is a predicted model, not a curated record. The coding region runs from base 1 to 1713 and encodes 570 amino acids. NCBI's taxonomy places the organism in Eukaryota, Discosea, Longamoebia, Acanthamoebidae.